Molecule: messenger RNA, 996 nt
Organism: Prunus armeniaca (apricot)
Lineage: Eukaryota; Viridiplantae; Streptophyta; Magnoliopsida; Rosales; Rosaceae
Source: the annotation of a GenBank genome assembly
AUGCACCAUGAUUGCUCCUCCCAACUACAAUUGGAGCAAAAGUGGCUACUAUCUCUCGUAAGGAUCCUCCGACCCAUGUCGGCUGCGGUGUGUUCAGAUCAAAAUUCUUUUUGCCGGUGGCGUGAAAGGCAAAUAUUUGAGUUUGAGACAGAUUGGACUCUGAAUCCCAAUCGCAGCAUCACACUUCAAACUCAAGUAUUUAGGGGUCGGAAAGCUCUGCUUUUGCUGCAGGAGAUUGAAGGAAAACUUUACGCCCUCGCCUCUUACCAACUAUCUUUCCAUGCGAGCCCAUAUUUUGAGGUUUUUGAUCCGCAAGAGGCUAAAUGGUUGCCUCUGCCAGAUCCUCCAGCUUUCCUCCGUUUCAACACCAGGGAGGUGCGUCAUAGUCCGCAGCAAUAUUGUUUCACAAUCGCGGGCACCAAUGUCAUUAUGUCAUGCGUAGGAGAGCCUGUAUACCGCUUUGACGUUGCUGACCCGAUCAACCAAGUAUGGAGAGUACUUCCUGGUAUUCCUUUAUGGGACUUGAAUUUUCAUGGAAGAGCAUUAGCUGUGGACGAUGGGGAGGGUGAUUUCGUGAUUUUCUGCUAUGGUAGUUUACGCGCGCGUAAUGCCCUACCAAUCUACCUCAUGCCCAAGGGCUAUAAUGAGUUGAAAGCCGUCAAACCUCUGCAGCUGCCAACAGGGUUGUUACCUCCUGAAUUUGUUGUCUCACCACCCAACUCUAGGUUCGUCCACCUAGGAGGUCAAUAUGUCUGCCUUGUGUUGUCCCGAUUUAUGGGACCAUUCAGCUGUUAUUAUAUGGCUGAUAUCGAGAAGAUUAGUGUUCGUGUCCUAAUCUUUGAGUUCGAAGUUAGCAAGGAUAGAAGGUCUGUGGACUUCAAGUUCUUAUAUUCUCGCAUUCUUGAAUGCGAUCGGUCUCAACAUUCUGAAGCUAUGAGCAGCAAUGGAGAGAUGCUGACCAGCGAUGUAGAGUUGGUUGGUGCCUUUGUGAUGUAA